Messenger RNA from Phymastichus coffea, 4907 nucleotides. RefSeq names its product DCN1-like protein 3 (gene SCCRO3). Gene Ontology annotation, biological process: positive regulation of ubiquitin-protein transferase activity; protein neddylation. Gene Ontology annotation, molecular function: cullin family protein binding; ubiquitin-like protein binding; ubiquitin conjugating enzyme binding. The transcript has 4 exons. NCBI's taxonomy places the organism in Eukaryota, Metazoa, Arthropoda, Insecta, Hymenoptera, Eulophidae. The record is from RefSeq and is a predicted model, not a curated record. Bases 470 to 1447 code for a protein of 325 amino acids. Gene Ontology annotation, cellular component: ubiquitin ligase complex.
AUUGGAAAAAUUUAGUGAGUGUUGGCAAAGACGCGCGUUCUAAGCUUAGUUUACGAAAAACUAGCGAGUAUUUUUACAAGUAAAAAAAAAUCCAAGGCAUAUUUAUACGCAGUGAUAGUAAAGAGGCUGACUGCCUUGGUCUAAGGCCAUCAUGAUCAUGAUGACAGUGAGUAUGCAGUGCUCGUACAACACCUGCUGAUGGCGUAGAGCCAGACUGGCAGAAUCUACACGACGACGAAGCCAAAAAGACGGCCCUUUUUCUUUUUAUCGUGGAAAGUGAAGCGUGAAAUCACAUUAAUGCAGUUUCCAACGACGAAGCUUCGUCCGGGAUGCCUUGAACGAGGCUACCGAACCAUCAUUAGCUUCAAUAUCUUUCAUAACAACAAGUUGUUGAUAAAGACUGUCAAUUCAAGACUGAUCUAUUGAUGCAAGGAACAGUUGCUGUUAUUAUUGCACAUAGACAGCAUCAAUGGGAAACUGCUUUUUAUGUUUUAAGGUGCCUCCUUCACCAACAACUAAUCAGUCGCCUAUUUUGGAGCACAAAGACGAAACAAUGGAAUUACGCACCUUGUUUCCUCAACAUACCAGACAAAAUAAUAUAACUACAGAAUCACACGUUAAUGGGAAUAAAAAAUCAUCUAUAACUACAAUGUCAACUUUUAAUGGCGUGGGUUCCGAUAAUUGUGGUACCAUUCCUAUGGUACAUGGUAAUCUACGUUUAUCUCGAGGGUUUUAUUCUCGGAUACCACCAUUAGGGCGGUCAACAACCAAUCCUGGCGUCAACUUUACCAACGACUCCAAAAAUUUAAAAGAACGUUUUGAAAUCAAACUCAAUGCGUUGUUUGAUCAUUAUAAGGAACCAAAUGAGGACCUUAUAUUAGCAGAUGGAAUAGAACGGAUUUGCCAGGAUCUCCAACUAUCUCCAGAUGACUUUAAAAUUCUGGUAUUUGCAUGGAAAUUGAACGCAGAACAAAUGUGCCAAUUCACACGACAGGAAUGGAUCAAUGGCUUGAAAUCUAUGAAGGUAGAUAGCAUUCGAAGCAUUCAACUUAUGCUACCUGAGAUUGUCCAAGAGCUUUCAACAAACGGCGAGUUAUUUAAGGAUUUGUAUAGAUUUACAUUUCGUUUUGGACUCGAUGUGAGCGCAGGUCAAAGAAUUUUACCUGCGGAAAUGGCUAUUAUUUUAUGGAAACUCGUAUUUACGGUUCGCGAACCGCCACUAUUACAAAGGUGGUUAAAGUUUCUUGAAUGUCAUCAUGUUAGAGGUAUCCCAAGAGACACUUGGAAUAUGUUUCUGAAUUUUGCUGAGAGCAUAGGUGAUGAUUUGGGAGCUUAUGAUGAUGCAGAAGCUUGGCCAAGUUUAUUUGAUGAUUUUGUUGAGUACGAAAAUGAUCAGAUGAAUCAGAACAUUACUAAAGACGAGUUCAUGAAGGCGGCCGACGAUUAAUCACCUUGUGAUUAUUCAGAAAAACCUUCUAUUUUAUUGUGUCGGAAUUUUUACACCAUUUAGUGAAAAAUACGAUGUUAUCUUAUCAAUACCUUUAAUUUUUAAUAUUAUCAUUUUACGCAAAACAAAUCUUUUAAUCAGUAUUAAAUAAUUAAUGUUUGGUUAUUCUGAGUAUAGACUUUACCAGUGAUUGUGUUGCUAAAUAUGUAAAAAUUUAAGACUUUAUUGUUGUGAAGAUUCAAAAUUUACAAUCGAUUAAACAAUUAGAUUUGAUGAUAUCCCAAAAUAUAAUUAUGCUCGUCUUUCAACUCUAAUAGUGUAAAAAUGUCCAAAAGUCAUUCAAACUUAAGUGCAAGUUUCAAAUAAAAUUUUUAUGAAUUUUUAAAUAAGCUUGCGAUCUCUGUUUUUUCUACUUAGAAUUAUUUUUUUAUUAAAUGUGAAGUUACGAAGUUUUUAGCAAUUUGAUAACCGUGAUAUAAUUAUAUUAACAAUUGACUUUUGUUUAUUACAUAAAGCUUUUCAUUAAUGACAAUAUGUCCUUAAAUAGUUAAUUUUGAAAAAUGUAGUACCGAUGCUGAUUUAAUAUAGAGCAUUAUAAAUAACAAAACUUAUAAUAGAAUACUAAGAAAAAAGUUUUAUUGAGAGUAGCGAUUAUGAGUAAAUUUACUUUAAUACAAAAUUUUAUAUAAAGAUUUUGCGCGUAAAAGUAUAUAAACACACAUAUAUAUGUAAAACGUGAAAGUUUUAGUAAAAAAUAUUUAGCUGUGCAAAAUAUUUUUCUUCUAAAAAUAUCUGUUGAUGCCUUAUCAAAGUAUAGAUUUACACAGAAUUUGUAAUUUUGUUGCGAUUUGGCUUUUUUAUAACCUAUAUCUUCUGUCUUUCCUCUGAUGUUUCAAUACUUCCAAUUUUUAAUAAGUAUCCACGUUGUUUUAAUGAAUACAAUCACGGCAUAUAUGUGUGUGUAUAAAUAUUUAUGUAUAAAGAAGUAUAUUGACAAAAGCAGUGCAGAUAUUUAAUUGUACACUACACUGAUCUAAACUUGUGAUACACACAUGCUCGAACUUAUCUAUCAUUCACAUAUUGUCUCUAAGUGUAAGAUAGUUAUGGAAGAAACGAAAGGAAAUUUAGAUCAAACUGUAUAGAGAGUAGUCAGAUAUUUGUGGUAUUUUAUAUAAAAGACUAACGCGAUUAGUUGAUUGAUUCCUGUAAUAUAUUUUAAGAAAGAAUGUAAAUCAUUAUAUUCAAUCACAAAAAUAAUUCACAGAAACGUUUAUUCAAAAAAUAUUAUGUUUCUCGUUUAUAAUGUAUUUGUAUCAUUGGUUAUAAAUCAAUUAUAAUGUAGGCAAUUUAUUUAUAGUAUAUAACAAUAUUAGUAUUUGAAAAUUUUCAUUUUAUGUCAAAUAUCUGCAAGGUAAAAUUUAUCAAUAUAUCAGUUUAAUUCAUAAUGCUUAAACUGGUUUUUGCUCAUAGUAUUACAGCUAACUAAUGAAUUAGUUGAUUUUAACUUUAUUAGUAGGAAUUGGAUUUCACUUUAUUAUGACUAACAAUCAUAUGUACCUAAAAUCAUUCUAUUUCUAACGUAUGUUUAACGUCCGAUAUUUUAAAGCAAGUAAGAAAAAAAAUGUUAUAUACUGCCAGAAAAGGUAACUGGAAAAUUUGAAUUUCUUAAAGCAAGAUUUAGAAAUGUGUAAAACAUACAGUGUCUAGCCAAAAAAAUCUUUUUGAAUAUUUCAGCUCUCAGAUUCAUUUUAAUUUAAUUUUCUAGCUACAAUUUUGAUCUCACAUUUUUAACAGUAAGGGAGUGCUUUCUUUUGUAACAAUAGUAUUUAGAUAUGCAUUUCUUAUCAUUAAAUAACAUCUGUCUAAAUAAAUUAAAUUUUGUAUGGAUUAUAGUAUUGCUUCGAGUGAUGAGAAUUUUUGCCAACAUUACAUAAUAAUAUCAUUUAAUAUCGAAAAAGUAUAGUAUUAUAACUGAACUUUAUUUUAGCUUAACUGAGAAAUUCCGAAUGCGCACGAUUAUUUAACAUUGGGAUCGAUCAAUUUACGUGGUUUACGCUCUGAAGUUUAUAAAUAUCUUUUCGUUUUAUUGAAAUUGUUACGAUGUACACAUUCACAUAUAACUAUGAAUAAGAUGAAAAUGAUGAAGCUUUAGAUUAUAAAAGACUACUGUCGAAAUUUUGUAUAUUAUGGAAAAGUUUUAACUUGUAUAUGCGUAUCAUUUAUCGAAUUUUCGGCUAUGGAAUAAUGAACUAUUUAUUAAUAAAUGAAAAAUCAUGUGAUAACAGAAUAUAACGAUAAAUAUAUUAUGUGUACAUCUGAAUUAAUGACAAAAUAGAUAUUUUCAGUGUUUUAGAAUGUAGCACUGAACAGACGCAAUAUUAACUCAAAUUUUCACCGAGGGAAUUGCCUGAAUUUAUUAAAUAUGCUUUUCGAGCAAUGUACAUAUUCUAAUUGUAUUGAAUACAAUUAGACUUAUUAAUCAAUUUAAUCUGCUUGAGCACGGUGAAAGUUUUUGUAUUCUUUUUUUAUUUGUCCGCUUGUUUUUAAACGUAGUAUUUUUAACAUACGGACAAUAUUAUUCAUUUGAACUUAGUUAUAAGUUUAUAAUAUUAAGAAAUUUAAGUAUGUGCACUGCAAUAUGAAAGAUGUCACAUUAUUUUUAUGCAAUCUUAUAAUGAUAUUAUUUGUUUUAAUUUAUGUCUAGACUAUUAUUAUAUUAGAGUUAUGAAGUACACCAAUGUACAGUACUGUUUAUAAAUUUUAUGACAUGUAAAACCUAUCACUUUCUAGUUCUUGAAAUAACACAACAAAUGUUAUUUUUAAAAUAUUAAAAUUUUCAAUAAUUCCAAAUCAAUUAUAUUAAAUUUUCAUUUCCACAGCAUCAAGCAAUGAAAUUUACAUUUUUGUUAAAUAAUUUCAUGGUAUCUAAUUUUUCACUGCAAUUGAAUUUUUCGCAAAUCUUAAUAUUUUAAUUGAAAAUUUAAUAUCUUAGUUAGGUUUAGCUAAAACUAUAAAAUUGAAGGCGCGAUUUUUGUAAUGUAAAUAUAAAAAUUAUUUAGGGUUCAUAAAAAUUCGUACUGCGGAAAAUUGCCUCUUUAAAAUCAAGAUGAUCUUGUAAGAUCGACAUGUCAGCUAAUUCCUAAAUAGUCGUAAUUGAUUCUUUACAAAAUAUUUGUGGCCUUCAUGAUCACAGAAUAUAAUGCUGAAUGCAAAAAAUGGAUAAGAAAUGUAUCGGCAAAGAGAGCUCUAUUAAUAUAGUAAAUAUAUCAUAAAAAUGUCUUAAAGUUAACAAUUAACGCGUGUAUUUACUGAGCUUGAACAGAUUUUUUGCGUGCAAAAUUCAUUGGGUAGAGAUGAAAGUUACGGAAAAAUGCGAAAUAUUUAAUGGAGCAUCAAUUGAACUUACAUUUACAUGCUAUAAAGGAAAGUGCCAACGAGCUGAGGAAUGUUAAUAUUAAGC